GCAGUGUCUCAACUGCCUUGGAGCAAACAAGAGAGGAUAUAGAACACAGACGUUAAUAAGACAGAGAAAGAGGGGCGCUGAAAGAGAGAGAGAGAGAGAGAUGUACAUGUGUGUGUAUGUGUGUGUGUGAGACUCUGAAUAUGAGGAAGAUAUGAAGAUGAAGCAGCAGGACUAAAGGUGGACUGCACACAGCCUUUCUCUCCCUGCAAGGGCUUGUCUGCAGUAUCCUUUGUAAAUGGAUGCUGGCUUGUGAACACGACUCAGAGGCCUUAAGUUCUUGGGGAGGUAUCACACCGCAGAAGAAGCAGAAAAGAUUUUAUCAGGAGGAUCGAGCAAAACAGGCCAAAUAUCAAACUGAAGUUGAUGGUUGCAGAAGCCAAACAAGGGCAACGCACCAAAAGAGCCAUGUGGGAGGAGAGUGAGGGGGUUUUGCAAUUCACAUGCAUCAAGUCCAAACACUCUCUCUACUGACAUACACUGAACAUUCCCCAGCCCUCCUCCAGAGCUUUUCCUCAGGGGGAGCCCCUGCUAUGAACCCCAGCUCCCUUGGCUUCAGCAGGCAGUCCAACCUCAGUGCCAGGCGCUGUGUGGGCAUCCCACAAGUCUGGGUUCUGCCCACACAGGACUCACAGACUGCCCCUGAACAAGAAGAAUGAAAUACUCCUGAGUCACUCCUCUGUGUGGUGGCUCUCCUGUCUAGUGUUAAAUUGGUCCGUUGUGAAGUUUUGUCUGCCUCUUCCCCAGCAACCUCCUACCUUUAGUGAAAACCCUCUCCAACUCUUCCAUAAGCUCCCUUUUAGUCACCGCUUCGUUAUAAUUUGCUUUCACAUUAAGCAGCAGCACGAGUUCCUUUGUGCUUACCACGUGGUGGAGGACCAUGGGAUGCCGUCAGAGUUCGGAGGAGAAGGAAGCCGCGCGGCGCUCGCGGCGAAUCGACCGCCACUUGCGCUCAGAGAGUCAACGGCAGCGGCGUGAGAUCAAACUACUGUUGCUGGGCACCAGCAACUCGGGCAAGAGUACCAUCGUCAAACAGAUGAAGAUCAUCCACAGUGGAGGCUUCAACCUGGAGGCAUGCAAGGAGUACAAGCCCCUCAUUCUGUACAAUGCCAUCGACUCUCUUACCCGAAUUAUCCGGGCCCUCACCACCCUCAAGAUCGACUUUCACAAUCCUGAUCGCGCCUACGAUGCCGUGCAGCUCUUUGCCCUCACAGGGCCGGCUGAGAGCAAAGGGGAGAUCACUCCAGAGUUGCUGGGGGUCAUGAAACGUCUGUGGGCUGACUCAGGGGUCCAGGAGUGCUUUCAACGAUCCAAUGAGUACCACUUAGAGGACAACACUGCCUACUACCUGAAUGACCUGGACCGCAUCUCCGCACCUGAGUACAUCCCUACUGUCGAGGACAUCCUCCGAUCCCGCGACAUGACCACCGGCAUUGUGGAGAACAAGUUCACCUUCAAGGAGCUCACCUUCAAGAUGGUAGAUGUGGGUGGACAGCGUUCGGAGAGAAAGAAGUGGAUCCACUGUUUUGAGGGCGUGACUGCAAUCAUUUUCUGUGUCGAGCUAAGUGGCUAUGACCUCAAACUCUACGAGGACAACCAGACGAGCCGUAUGGCGGAGAGCUUGCGCCUGUUUGACUCCAUCUGCAACAACAACUGGUUCACCAACACGUCGCUCAUCCUCUUCCUCAACAAGAAGGACCUGUUGGCUGAGAAGAUCAAACGCAUUCCUCUGACAGUGUGCUUCCCUGACUACAAAGGUCAGAACACCUAUGAGGAGGCAGCCGUCUAUGUGCAACGGCAGUUUGAGGACCUCAACCGCAACAAGGAGACCAAGGAGAUCUAUUCGCACUUCACCUGUGCCACUGACACCAGCAACAUCCAGUUUGUGUUCGACGCUGUCACGGACGUGAUCAUCCAGAACAAUCUCAAGUACAUUGGGCUGUGCUAGGACCUGAC
Seriola dumerili (greater amberjack) is the source of this 1953-nucleotide messenger RNA. RefSeq names its product G protein subunit alpha z (gene gnaz). Gene Ontology annotation, molecular function: G-protein beta/gamma-subunit complex binding; GTP binding; GTPase activity. The transcript has 3 exons. NCBI's taxonomy places the organism in Eukaryota, Metazoa, Chordata, Actinopteri, Carangiformes, Carangidae. Bases 878 to 1945 code for a protein of 355 amino acids. Gene Ontology annotation, cellular component: heterotrimeric G-protein complex. The record is from RefSeq and is a predicted model, not a curated record. Gene Ontology annotation, biological process: adenylate cyclase-modulating G protein-coupled receptor signaling pathway.